AUGGGUUGUGCGAUUUCCCUGCUGACUUUGGUACUGAUUGCCUCGGGCGAGCUCGAGCCAGAGCCAAGAAGGGGGAAGGCGGGCAAGAGCAAAGCAGACCUUUCUGCGUCUUCCAAGGCACCAGCACCUCCGCAAAUCGAUGUGCAUGCCUGGCAGUGGAAGGUGCUUGCAGCCCUCCGGGCCGCCGCUUCGGAGGAAGAAGCGGAGCGAGCGCUGUCUGGGCAGCUACCUCUCGAGGACUAUGUGCCUGCACUCCCGGCAGAUGGGGACUUGUUUGUUGAGGUCGACAGGCUCAUCCGUAAAAGCUGGUGGCGGGCAUCGCGCGCGGCCAUCGUCCGCGGCCGUCAGCAUCGGAUGGACUUGACUGCUCCGGUACGCCGCUGUGUCUCUGAACUGAAGCAAGAGGCUGAGGAGCUGGUGCGGUGGCUGGACCCUUCCUAUGCCCACCCGGCCUCCACGCCCAUGGCGAUUCAGUGGGCUCAAAACUCGUCUGCUGUGAUGAUAGCAGCUCGCUUCUCACACAAGUGGGAGGCACCCGGAGCAAACCUAGCAGUGUACUCCACAGAGAAGGGCCAAGGUCACGUCAACAAGGACCGCACAGCCGAGUCAGUUCGGCGUCUACUUCGUGUAAACAUUUCCUCAUCUCGAGUUGAGGCUGAGAUCAUUGCGAAGGUGCAGAACAGCAGAAAGCGAUUUACGCUGGACCUGAACCUUUUCGAUGAGACCAUCCCUCAUGCGUCAGGCUGGACUGUCGAGUUUCGCAAAGCGCGAGGCAGCAUGCAGAUGAGCCGCGGCGCGGAGAUUCCGGAACUUCACAUUCACAUGCGGAAGCGCUGGCCCUCGCCAGACUACGCCUGGCCGCGCCUUGCCGACGAAGCUGGAGCCGAGAUGGCGAUGCUCGAGAAGGAGAUGCAGUUCAGCGGCCCAAUGCUCAGCGAGAGCACGUUGACUUGCCUGCGCGGUAGCAGCCUCUACUGCCCAGCAAGCGAUUCCUGCACAUCUUCCUGCAGCGGCUGCCAGGGCCUAGGCCAAGCGCGAGGGAGCCGCUGUGGGGCGUCACUGGCUGCACAGCUGGAGGCGGCUUCCACAGGAGACUCGUUGGGGGGAGUUUUCCUUGACGAGGACCUGCAGCCUGACAAGCUUGGUGGCCUCUUCCGGUGGGUGCAUCGGCCAGAGCUGCUUGCGGCAGAGGCUUUUGCGCUCUGCUGGGCGAGGCCGCUCGAGGCUUCGGAGGCAACUUGGAAGCUGAUUCGCCCUUCAGACGCCCGGCUCGUAGCGUGGGAAGUGCAAGAUUCAGACCCCUGGCCACAACUGCAGGUCCCGAAUGGAACCUACUUGCCGGCAGAUGCCCGCCAUCUCGUCCUGGUUGCUUUGCCCACUGUUCCGGCGGCAGAGGAUCUGCAAGGCGGCCUCUGCUCCGCUGGCAUACCGGCUGCAGCUGCAAGCGUGAUGGACCGCUGGCGACCGGCGGUCGAAGAGAUGGCUCUGGCCUUUGAGGACAUCGAUCCUCAACCGAUGUCUCUUCUGGGUUCCGCAAAACUGACGCGAAUCGCUGCCAAGGCGGAGACAGCGGCUCCCGCCCUGUCUUUCGAGCUGCGAUGGGGCCGUCAGCAGCAGGGAUGGUGGCUUGUAGGCGAUGACAACUCUUCACUUAUAGCCAAAGCUGCGGCUGAUGAGGAUGACAUCGUGAUGGAGGUCAGGAGCAGCAACUCUUCUGGUGCAGGCGAAGUCGCCUUAAAGGAGUCAGGGAGUUCACGCUGCAGUUUGGCACUGACGAUGUCACUGUGUAUCAACGUCGACAUUCCGCAGCCGUGGCAGAUCGUCGCCGUCCAUGAUUUCAUGAGCCCAUAG
Molecule: messenger RNA, 1851 nt
Organism: Symbiodinium sp. CCMP2456
Lineage: Eukaryota; Dinophyceae; Suessiales; Symbiodiniaceae
Source: the annotation of a GenBank genome assembly